AUUGACUUGGAUUACACAUUGUUACUUUUGUAUGCACCUUCAUUCCUGGAUUAAAAUUGGUGCCCCAGUUGUUUUCACUGUCAAUCACCUUAUUCAUAGAAGAUCUAACGGAGACUAAAAAAGUGACAGGCAGAGAAAGAAAAGGAAGAGGUUGUGAAGAUGAGGAGGAAUUCCAAUUCAUGGAGUUUGUUUGGUGUAAUUACUGUGUAUGCAAUGAUGAGUUGUUGUGAAGGGCGAAUCGUUCUCCCGCCGAACGUGACGGUCCCAGCGGUAUUUGCGUUCGGAGAUUCGAUCGUUGAUCAAGGCGCGAACAAUCAUGUGGCAACAUUGAUCAAAUGCAAUUUCCAGCCCUACGGAAAAGAUCUCCACGGCUUCGGUCCCACCGGCAGAUUCAGCAACGGCAAGACCCCUCCGGACUUUAUCGCCUCAGAAUUGGGAGUGAGAGAACUGAUACCAGCUUAUCUUGAUUCCAAUUUGACGCCUGAAGACCUUGUAACUGGAGUCAGCUUUGCUUCGGGAGGAUGCGGCUACGACCCGCAAACUGCUCAAAUAGUGUUAGCAAUAUCACUGUCUCAGCAGUUGGAUCAAUUCAGAGAAUACAUUGGAAAGCUGAAAGCAGCAGUUGGGGAAGAAAAGGCCAAGUUUAUCCUGGAAAACAGCUUAUUCCUGGUGGUGGCAGGCAGUGAUGAUCUUGCCAACACUUACUUCACACUCGGCAUCCGUCGCGCCCAAUACGACGUCAACUCAUACGCUGAUCUCAUGGUGUCCUCGGCUUGCAACUUCAUAGAGGACAUAUACAGGCUUGGAGCGAGACGAAUUGCUGUUUUCGGCGCCCCACCUAUUGGAUGUUUGCCGGCUCAGAGAACCCUUAAAGGUGGCAUAAGCAGGUUUUGUUCCGAGGAACAAAAUGAGGCUGCGCAAUUGGUUAAUUCCAAGCUCGCACCCGCACUUGCUUCCAUACGCCAACGCUUGCCUCAGUCCAGGCCUGUUUACAUCAAUAUCUAUGACCCUCUUCUUGAUCUCAUCCAACACCCUUAUAACCACGGGUUCGAGGUUAGUGACAAAGGCUGCUGCGGGUCAGGAGCCAUAGAAGUGGUCUUACUGUGUAACCGAUGGAGUAGAAUGUGCCGCGAUGACUCUAAGUACGUAUUUUGGGACAGCUACCAUCCCACUGAGAGCGCAUACAAGAUUAUCGUUGAUCAACUCCUACAAGAAUCCGUCAAGUACUUCGAAUGAGAUUGGGAAACAAUUUCAUUCUUAAUUUCUUAUGUGAAUCAUCUGAGGAUGCCUCAAGUGAUGAUAUGUUCCACUUGUCAAUAAUGGUGUGUGCUACCUAGACUAAGGGAGAUGCUGUAACAACCCUAUAAAAGGGGCUUCACUAAAUAUUCAACAUACACAAUAAAACAAUCAAAUAUUCAUCUCUCGAUUA
Messenger RNA from Salvia hispanica, 1429 nucleotides. Its product is annotated as GDSL esterase/lipase EXL3-like. Lineage: Eukaryota; Viridiplantae; Streptophyta; Magnoliopsida; Lamiales; Lamiaceae. Gene Ontology annotation, molecular function: hydrolase activity, acting on ester bonds. The record is from RefSeq and is a predicted model, not a curated record. Gene Ontology annotation, cellular component: extracellular region.